This is a messenger RNA of Asterias rubens (European starfish), 906 nucleotides long. RefSeq names its product zinc finger protein 816-like. Gene Ontology annotation, molecular function: RNA polymerase II transcription regulatory region sequence-specific DNA binding; DNA-binding transcription factor activity, RNA polymerase II-specific. Bases 1 to 906 code for a protein of 301 amino acids. NCBI's taxonomy places the organism in Eukaryota, Metazoa, Echinodermata, Asteroidea, Forcipulatida, Asteriidae. The record is from RefSeq and is a predicted model, not a curated record. Gene Ontology annotation, cellular component: nucleus. The transcript is spliced from 2 exons. Gene Ontology annotation, biological process: regulation of transcription by RNA polymerase II.
AUGGACGUACUAUCACCAAUAACUGCACAGGGUGCCUCCUUGAUAUGUGGGUCUCCAGAUCGUCGCCAGGUGUGUAGUUGGUUACCUUUCAACUCACUGUGUAACAAAGGUAUGGAUCCUCAGAUGCUGAUGGAAGAACAGAUUCACCAAGCGUCGGGCAGUCAAUUUUCCAAAGUGUUUCGACCAUGCAACAUUGAAACUGAAAUGCCGGUGUUGGUAUGCCAGGAGUGCUCCUACACGAGCAAAAGACGUUCGAACCUAGUACGCCAUUAUAAGGCAAUGCACAGUCCUAAUAAACACAUUGAAUGCUGCGGUGAGAUUUUCAAGAGUAAGUCUGAACUGAGACAUCAUGUUCGUCAUCAACACAAGCAGGGAUACUCAUGUACGACAUGCAGGCGCGUCUUCUGUAGGAAAGCUUUGCUCAAACGUCACAUGAGUGUUCACAGUGGCGUUAAAGCCUUUACUUGCAAAGUAUGCUCGUAUGCAAGCAGUCACAAGAGUAACUUAGAACGGCAUCAAAGGAUACACGAUAGAAACAUUUGGGAGUUAGGCGAUGGACAAAAAGAACAGUUGAUAGAAGUUGAUCAACCAUUGUUCAACCCAUCAACUCAUGAUGUAGAAAGAACACUGAAACAGUUAACAUCAAUUUAUCAGACACUUGGGCAGUCCACAUCUGCAGCCAAAGCACAAAGUAGCACACAAAGCAACGUAAGCUCCGGUGUUCGUGUAAGUAACAACCCAAGACGCAUGUUUGCAGUUCCUUAUAAAUGUUUGACGUGCAAUAAGCGCUUGCAAAGUCAGCGUGCAUUAAAGAAACAUGAGAAGGUCGUGCACCCAGACGCCGAGGUUCGCACACUUCAUUCCUUGCCGUUAAAGCAGGCAGUAAAUUGUGUCAUUACCAUUUAG